GGGUACAAUAAUCACAGUGAAAAAUGAACAUAACCUAAACGUUUUAAAUUAAUACUCAACCGAAAAUGAGCCAAAGAUACGAAAAAAUUGAAUUUCUGGGCGAAGGCCAAUUCGCAACUGUGUAUAAAGCAAAAGAUAAAGAAACCGAUAACAUAGUAGCUGUUAAGAAAAUAAAAGCAGGGAGUAAAAUAGAAGCACAGGAUGGCAUCAAUCGAACAGCAUUACGUGAAAUCAAAAUUCUACAAGAGCUCAACCACAAAAAUUGCCUAGUUUUAUUGGAUGUCUUUAGUCAAGGAUCUAUGUCUAAUGUAUCUUUAGUUUUCGAUUUUAUGGACACAGAUUUGGAAGUUAUCAUAAAAGAUAACACGAUUAUACUAACCACUGCAAACAUCAAAUCGUACAUGAUACAAACUCUGCAGGGCUUAGAAUACUUGCACUCGAAUUGGAUAUUACAUCGAGAUUUAAAACCAAAUAAUUUACUGGUGAACGCAGCUGGCUUGUUGAAGAUAGCAGAUUUCGGCUUGGCAAAACUGUAUGGUUCUCCCAAUCGCAUUAACACUCAUCAAGUCGUCACGAGGUGGUAUCGAUCUCCGGAACUGUUAUUUGGAGCCAAACAAUAUGGCGUUGGCGUCGACAUGUGGGCAGUAGGAUGUAUUUUAGCCGAACUAUUGCUACGUCUCCCAUUUUUACCGGGCGAAUCGGAUUUGGAUCAGCUCACCAAAAUUUUUCAGGUCUUCGGUAAUCCCACCGAGCAAAAUUGGCCGAGCGUAAAGACACUAAGUGAUUAUGUAGAAUUUAAGCCCUAUCCUCCAGUUCAAUUAAAAAACAUUUUUAUUGCCGCCGGCGACGAUUUGUUGGAUGUACUGGAUGCUUUAUUAGUUUUGAAUCCGCUUAAAAGAAAACAUUGUACGGAAACAUUACAGAUGCCAUUUUUUAGUAACAAACCUGCGCCUACUGUUAGCAAUAAACUACCUUUGCCGCAGAGUAUUAAAAAAGUAAAAGAUACGGAGAGGCCUUCGCUAAAAAGGAAAUUGUUGAAUUCUGCAGAAGGUGGUAAUCUCUCUAAACGUUUGUUUUUCUAGCAAUUUUGUAACUGAAAAUGUAUUUAAUAAAAACUCAACUCACUAAAACAA
Molecule: messenger RNA, 1133 nt
Organism: Photinus pyralis (common eastern firefly)
Lineage: Eukaryota; Metazoa; Arthropoda; Insecta; Coleoptera; Lampyridae
Gene: Cdk7
Product: cyclin-dependent kinase 7
Exons: 1
Coding region: 66-1082 (338 amino acids)
Biological process (GO): positive regulation of transcription by RNA polymerase II; protein phosphorylation
Cellular component (GO): transcription factor TFIIK complex; nucleus; cytoplasm
Molecular function (GO): ATP binding; RNA polymerase II CTD heptapeptide repeat kinase activity; cyclin-dependent protein serine/threonine kinase activity
Source: RefSeq, a predicted model, not a curated record